Molecule: messenger RNA, 6673 nt
Organism: Eublepharis macularius
Lineage: Eukaryota; Metazoa; Chordata; Lepidosauria; Squamata; Eublepharidae
Gene: PITPNM1
Product: phosphatidylinositol transfer protein membrane associated 1
Exons: 24
Coding region: 262-3957 (1231 amino acids)
Biological process (GO): phospholipid transport
Cellular component (GO): cytoplasm
Molecular function (GO): phosphatidylinositol binding; metal ion binding; phosphatidylinositol transfer activity
Source: RefSeq, a predicted model, not a curated record
CGGGAGGCAAGGGUUCGGCGCUGUCUAUCCCUGUCCGAAGAAGCCCCCGACCCAGCCCACAUCACCACCCAGACCAUGUUCCCGCCGCGGGAGUCGAGCCCUGGCAUAGCCCUGGCAGCCCGGGACAGCCAGAGGGCGGGAACGGGGAGGACUUAGCGAGGCCGGCGGUCCCCGCUCCUUAGCCCGGUGCUCCCCAUCGGAGCAUACCACUGCUUGCAUCACUGGCAUCCCCACAACGAGCCACAGGGCCUGAUUGUCAAAAUGCUGAUCAAGGAAUAUCACAUUCUGCUGCCCAUGAGCCUGGCAGAGUACCAGGUGGCCCAACUCUACAUGAUCCAGAAAAAGAGCCGAGAAGAAUCAAGCGGAGAGGGCAGUGGAGUUGAGAUCCUGGCCAACCGGCCCUACAGUGAUGGCCCUGGAGGCAGUGGUCAAUACACACAUAAGAUCUACCAUGUGGGCUCUCACAUCCCUAGCUGGUUCCGUGCCCUCCUGCCCAAAGCAGCUCUGCAGGUAGAGGAAGAAUCCUGGAAUGCCUAUCCUUACACACGCACCAGAUACACCUGCCCUUUUGUGGAGAAAUUUUCUAUUGAGAUUGAGACCUAUUACCGACCAGAUGUUGGGAAACAGAACAAUGUCUUCAAUCUUAGUGCUGUAGAGCGCAGGCAAAGGAUUCUGGAUACCAUUGACAUUGUGCGGGACCCCAUCUCACCCAGUGAAUACAAGGUGGAAGAGGACCCACGGCUUUAUCGCUCGGCCAAGACAGGACGUGGGCCUCUGGGAGAUGACUGGUUAGAGAACAUAUCUGAUGGGCCUCUCAUGUGUGCUUACAAGCUUUGUAAGGUGGAGUUCCGCUACUGGGGCAUGCAGUCCAAGAUUGAACAGUUUAUCCAUGAUGUAGGUCUGCGGAAGGUGAUGCUGCGAGCACACCGGCAGGCCUGGUGUUGGCAGGAUGAAUGGAUAGACCUCACUAUGGAUGAUAUCCGGAGGCUGGAGGAAGAGACAGCACUCAUGUUGGCCCAGAAGAUGGCCAAGUGCAUGGAGCCUGCCACGGACACGGCCUCCCCCAGCCCCGAGGGCCAGGCUGAGCCGGGCGACCAAGAGAAGCAGGAGAGCACAACAAGCCUGAGAACUCCUGAGAUGUCACGAGAUGAAGCAUUUGCCAAGCAGUGGUCAGCAACUUCUCGCUCUUCCUACUCUUCUCAGCAUGCAGCUGGAGUGUCUCCCCACAGCUUAUCGGAGUGGCGAAUGCAAAAUAUUGCACGGGACUCUGAGAACAGCUCUGAGGAGGAAUUUUUUGAUGCUCAUGAGGAUCUCUCUGACAGUGACGAUGUUUUUGCAAAAGAAAUUACUAAGUGGAACUCCAAUGAUUUUCUCGAUACUCUAGAACGGCCCAGUGAGCAUGAUGUUCUUGCUGAUGCCACUGGUGCAGCCAAGCCAGAUAGUGAUGAAAUCACUAUGCCAGGCCAACCAGAGGCUGGUCCAGAAGAUCUCUCUAGGGCAUGCCGUAUCCAUGCACUCUUCCUGAUCCUGCACAGUGGCAACAUCCUAGAUCAAGGUGUGGGAGAACCAGGCUCUAAGCAGGCUGACGUGCAGACGCUCACCGCCACCUUGGACUCAGUCACCCGCCUGCAUUUCCCUGAGGCAUUAGGGCACAUUGCACUACGCCUGGUGCCCUGUCCACCUAUCUGUGCUGCUGCCUAUGCCCUUGUCUCCAAACUCAGCCCUUACAGUCACGAUGGCGACAGUCUAUCCAGCAGCCAGGAUCAUAUACCGCUGGCUGCUUUGCCACUCCUGGCCACCUCUUCAGGCAGCUACCAGAAUGCUGUCGCAACAGUUAUUUCCCGUACCAACCAGGCCUAUGCUAACUUCAUCCACUCUCCUGAUGGCACUGGCUUCUGUGGCCAGGUGCUGCUGAUUGGUGAUUGUGUUGGGGGAAUCCUGGCCUUUGAUGCACUGUGCCACAGUAGAGCUGGAGGGGCAGGGAGCCGUGGGAGCAGCCGCCGCGGCAGCAUGAAUGCUGACCUGCUUUCUCCUGAGGUUUCUGUGGUGCGAGAUCCAUUGCUUGAGAAGGCAGAAGUGUUGUGGGGCCGUGCCAGCCCUGAGCCAUCUGGGCUCCUUUCUACCCAGAAAUGCAAUGACAACAACAUGGCACCGGAGGUGGAUUCUCUGCAACAGCAGCAUCAGUUCUUGUCCAGCCUGCAGGCUAGCAUGCCUGCUUCAGAGGCAGAAGGAGACCCUCGGCGUAGCAGUAAUUCCUCGUCCUCAAUGACAGAGACUUUUGAGGGGACAAACACAGUUGGAAAACUGGAAUUCAAGGUGUCUGGUUUCUUCUUGUUUGGCUCACCCUUGGGACUUGUGCUUGCACUGCGUAAGACAGUGAUGCCAGCCAUGGAUGUGGCCCAGAUGCAUCCAGCCUGUGAACAGGUCUACAACUUGUUUCAUGCAGCUGAUCCCUGUGCCUCCCGUCUGGAACCUCUCCUGGCCCAACAGUUUCAUGCUAUGCCGCCCUUUGCCAUUCCCCGCUAUCAGAAAUACCCGUUGGGAGAUGGCUCAUCCACUUCAUUGGCUGAGUCUGUACAAGCUCACUCUGCCCUCUUCUUGGAUGAUCUGGAGCUUGUGACACCGCCUACCCCAACCGGUGCUUUUGGUGGCUUCUGGAAAGGGAAUGAACCAUCUUCCAGCGAAGUCCCUGUAGCUAGCACCAGUGAAGUUGUCAAAAUUCUGGAGCGUUGGUGGGGUGCUAAACGCAUUGACUACUCCCUCUAUUGCCCAGAGGCACUGACAGCCUUUCCCACCAUUACCCUACCUCACCUCUUCCAUGCCAGCUACUGGGAAAGUGCUGAUGUAGCUGCCUUCAUCCUGCGCCAGGUUAUUGAGACAGAGCAGCCCCAAGUGACAGAGAAUGAGGAGAGUUCCAUUUACAGCCCAGCAUUUCCUCGUGAAAAAUGGCAGCGCAAGCGCACACAAGUAAAAAUCCGGAAUGUCACAGCGAACCACCGGGCCAGUGAUGUCAUGGUGUGUGAGGGACAUCCCCAGGUCCUCAGUGGACGCUUCAUGUAUGGGCCACUGGAUGUGGUGACUUUAACUGGGGAGAAGGUGGAUAUUUACAUCAUGGCACAGCCACUCUCGGGAAAAUGGAUGCACUAUGGCACGGAGGUGACAAGUGGCAGUGGGAGACUCUCUUAUACCCUUCCUGAGGAAAAGAUGCUGGGCAUUGGCAUGUACCCUGUCCGUAUGGUAGUCAGGGGUGAUCACACCUAUGCUGAAUGCUUUCUGACUGUGGUAGCCAAAUCCACUCCUUGUGUAGUCUUCAGUAUUGAUGGCUCCUUCACAGCUAGUGUCUCCAUUAUGGGCAGUGAUCCUAAGGUGCGCGCUGGUGCUGUUGACGUUGUGAGGCACUGGCAGGACUCUGGUUACAUGAUCAUCUAUGUAACUGGACGCCCAGACAUGCAGAAGCAUCGUGUGGUGGCAUGGCUUACGCAGCAUAACUUCCCUCAUGGCAUUGUCUCUUUCUGUGAUGGCCUCACCCAUGACCCUCUGCGCCAGAAAGCUGUUUUUCUACAAGGCCUGCAGCAGGAGGCAGAGGUUAACAUCAUGGCUGGUUAUGGAUCCACCAAGGAUAUCUCUGUCUACAACUCCUUAGGACUCCCUCCAGCUCAAAUUUACAUUGUGGGCAGGGCUGUGAAAAAACUGCAAAGCCAGUGCCAGUUCCUAUCAGAUGGCUACGUUGCACACCUUGCUCAGCUGGAAGCGGCAUCUCUCGCUCACUCGCCCAAGGGAACAACAAGACCCACAUUGGGCAAAGGCAGUUAUGGAUGUCCUGCUCCUGUCGACUUCCUGCGCAAGCAGAGCCAACUGUUGCGCUCACGAGGGCAGAGCCAGGCAGAGGGCUCAGGGAAUGCUCAGCCCCGAAACAAGACCCGCAGUGUCAGCCUCAAGCUGGAUAGUGAGGAGUAAGCCUCUGUGGGGAAAGGCCCUGCAUUGUCUCAGUUACAGCAGCUGGUGCCAGGACUGGGUCUGUGAAAGGAAGGAACCAGGAACACCAGACACAGAGAAAGAGGAUGAAAGAAACCCCUCUGCCUAGCAGAGGCUGCAAGUUGGCAAACAGUGCCAUUUGGACUUGGAGAAACUUCUACAUAACCCUAGAGGUUCCUUUUGUCAUAAGUCCAACUUCCUGCUGUUCUGUUUGUGGUCCCCUUUGACCCACAGCUCAGCCAACAUCCCUCAAUCACUUCAGGAGACCCUGACUUAAACUGUGUUACUUUGAUUGUGAAUUGACUGUUUGCAGUCUCCCCUUUUCUGGUUUUUAAGGGCUGGGGUGUGUGUAUAUUUCAAUCUCCCAAUCUGAUGCUAGGUGAGGCAGUAGCGUGUCCUGCCCCUACCCCCCUGUCUUCCAGGUCUUCCUAUUUCUGUCUGUGGUUUAAGCAGGGGUGGGUGGUUAUUGAAACACAACCUGCAGGGGGUUUGUCCCUUCUCUGGCCUCCAACCCGUGGUCCAAUCCUCAGCCAAGUCCUGCCUGUGCCCCACCCCGGUCUUUGGAUGUCUGCAUGAUACCACCCUCCUAUGCAUAUAUUGUGUCUGAUGUGAGAGCACAGGUUAUUCAGGACCAAGGAGGAAUCUCUACUCUCUUUGGACAUGGAAGAAACUCAGCAGAGGGCUUAAUAUUUAUUUAAUUCGGUCAAAACUGCUGAGAGGUUGGGGAGUAGAAUCCUCUUUUGAAGGAUUUGCAAGGAUUUUACAUUAUCUUCAAAUGUAUUAUAAAACCUGGGUGGGUGGGGGAAAUGAAAUGGUUUUAAGUAGUGAAUAUAUGUGUCUCAGAGCACCAGUUAAGAAGUGGAUGAGUCUUCUCAUUCUAGAACCCAUUGUAGAUGCUAACAUUGGCUGCACAUUUCUAUAAAAGGUAUAAAGCUGCACUUCUUAGCAGUGGGUUUGACAGGGAUCCUCUAGAUGGUCUCCAAGCUGCAGAAAGGAGCAUAGACUGGAAUUAGUCAGGAGGUGCUGGGUCAAGGUAUUUUGCUGCCCCCCUAUCAGCUGCACCCUCCCCACUACUGUCUGGGAGCAGCAAUGCCAGUACCUCCAGGGCUUGGCUCAAACCUGGCUGAGGUUGGAUGGUGUUGGUCUGGGAGGUGGUGAUGACAUCUGGCAUCCCAGCCAGAGGGGAAAGCAGCAGCAGAUAUAGGAGAAGUAUGGUGCAGGCUGGGUGAAGCAGCAAUGUGCAGGGAAAAGUAGUUCUGGGCCCAAGGAAGGCUGAGGAAAGCGGUAGUAGCAGGCAGAGCCAGACAAGAGGGAGGUAAAUUGACUUGGGAAGCAGAGGCAAAGAACAUAGCAGAGGGGUAAGGAAGAAUGAGAAACACAAUCUAGUUACUUAUUUCUAGAAACCUAGUGGUGGUCUUUGAAUCCAGUGAACUGGGUAAGUGAUCCCUGUUAGCCCAAGUUUCAGAAAUCGAACCUAAAAAUGAUUUUUUAAAAAAACAAACAAACAGAAGGGGUACAAACAUGCAGCAGCAAAAAAGCGUGUAUGCACACCACACACCCUGUUUUCAUGGUUGCAGUGAUACAACUAAAGUUAACAACAAUGUCGGUGCUGUGUCUAUAAUUGUACUAUAGACUGGUUUAAGAGCCACUGUUCUACAAUGUCAAAGUGACUUGCAUGGUGUUAUACAAGUUCUUCACAUCUGCCACUUUGAAAGUGGCCCUUGGUGUUGAAUCCAGUUGUGUAUUCACAGCCCAUGUGUUUUGCUACAAGCCACUACUGAAGUAAUAUUUUGUUUUUUAUUCAUAAACUUUGUAUUCAUUACAAAAUAUAACAGAGUUCUGUCUACAGAAAAAUAAGGUAGCAAGAUAAGAAGAGAGAGCCUUAUACUUGAAAAUAACAUGGCCACCCUCCAUCUUGGAUUUUUCAUUCCAGAUCAUGAUGAACACCUCUAUAAAAGUAUCUAAAAUGCUCAUUAAUGUUACAGCGCACUUUGAUAGUUUCUGUGAUCUUGCUGUAUGAAACUCAGUGAGGUUGAGGCACUCGGAUAUACUGCAGAGCCUAGAGCCAACAGUUGUGCUCUAAACAAAAUCAUUGUUUGGUCUGCAGGCAGCAGAGUUAUGGAUCUGACCCCAUUAGCAGUAGCCUGUGCACAGCAUGCUCUUCAUUCAGAAAGGAUGUACUUUUCUCAGUGGCAAAGCAAUCUGUUAGCUACUGUGAGCUGUAUACCCCACCUAACAGACUACAAAGUUCACACUUCACCCUGGUUUACACUGUCCCCAUCUCUAAGCAGACGUGGAUGGCAGAGGGCAAAUACAAGAAUCCUGUCAUGUUCCAGCAAUAACAGAAACAAUUGUCAGUUGCCAAGGAAAAUAAAAAGGAAUGAGAUCUAGUUUUCAAAAAGGAGAAUCAAAGAAGAUUGCUGCAUAAUGAAAAAAUCCAUGCCCAGCCUGCAGUGCUCCUGCCUCUACUGAAACAUCACUGACAAGACCAGAGUAGGGCUUCAGUGGUCUGUUCAGUGAGCAGCAUGGUGGUUAGUAUAUAAUGGCUGGAGUCUGUGGCCCAUGUAAGCUCAUGGAAUUAAGUGUUACUGCACAAAUCCACAGCUUUUUGAGGAGCACAGACAGGCUACGGGAAAAGGACAGCAGUCAAUCUGUUGCAGAGCUUUGGAUUAUUAUUUGUUUAAUAUAAUCAGGUGCU